CUCAUUUAUAUAUAUAUAUAAAUAAAAUUAUAAAAACUCACCACCUUCCCUCCUCUCCUUAACAUUUUCCAUAAAGAUUUGUUUUCUUUUUUUAUUCUUUUAUUAUUUGGUUUUCUUCUUUUUCCAUUUCCUCUCCCAAUUCUGUUCUAUAAUCAUCUUGCAAGAUUUGGAAAGAAAUCUGGUCGGAUCUUGCUUGUGGGUUGUGGACUUUGUUGGGUUUCAUUUCAAUACAAAAAAGCUCAACCCUUUCUCUUCCUCCUCUCCCACUUCUUCCUUUACAUCUUAGGAACAGAAGCCAAAAUGCCAAUCUAAAAUACAGGAGGACAAAAAAAGAAGAGCAUUCCUUUUAUUGGUCUUCUCCUUUCAUUGUUCUUCUUGAGUAGUGUUUUGGAUCUUCAAUUUGCUGCAAUGUCUAUAACAGCAGACUCAAAGUUUCAUGUUUUAGCUGUUGAUGACAGCUUAAUAGACAGAAAACUCAUUGAGAGGCUCCUCAAGAUCUCAUCAUAUCAAGUUACUACAGUUGAUUCUGGUAGUAAAGCUCUAGAAUUUCUGGGUUUACAUGAAGAUGACCAAAGCAACCCGGAAACACCUUCUGUUUCUCCAAACAAUAAUCAGGAAGUGGAAGUGAAUCUUAUUAUUACAGAUUACUGUAUGCCUGGCAUGACAGGCUAUGAUUUGCUCAAGAAAAUAAAGGAAUCAUCAUCUCUGAGAAACAUACCAGUAGUGAUAAUGUCAUCUGAGAAUGUUCCUUCAAGAAUCACUAGAUGUUUAGAGGACGGAGCAGAAGAGUUUUUCUUGAAGCCAGUACAAUUAUCAGAUUUGCAUAGACUUAAACCUCAUAUGAUGAAAACAAAAAUAAAGACCCAAAAACAAGAAAAUGAAGAAAUCCAAGAACUGCAACCACCACCACCACCGCCGCCGCCGCCACCACAACAACUACCCAACAAUAGCAAGAGGAAGGCUAUGGAAGAAGGGCUUUCACCGGAUAGAACAAGACCCAGAUACAAUAACAUCACCACUGUGGUCUGAUAAAUCUUGAGGGCCUUUAUUAUGAUUAUUAUUAAAUUUUUUUCUCCUUUUAACAAUGUUAUCCAGAUAAUCAUCUUCUUCCUUUUCCAUUGAAGAAUUUAGUGGUGGUUGACACAGGCUCAAUAGGAGUGUAGAGAUAGAGCUGUUUCAUGUAUACAUUUUACAUGAAAAUUUUUCACUCCAAUUUUGAUUUGCUAAUAA
This is a messenger RNA of Hevea brasiliensis (rubber tree), 1230 nucleotides long. Its product is annotated as two-component response regulator ARR8. The record is from RefSeq and is a predicted model, not a curated record. The coding region runs from base 409 to 1029 and encodes 206 amino acids. Lineage: Eukaryota; Viridiplantae; Streptophyta; Magnoliopsida; Malpighiales; Euphorbiaceae. Gene Ontology annotation, biological process: cytokinin-activated signaling pathway; phosphorelay signal transduction system. The transcript is spliced from 5 exons.